GCUGUAUUCGGCAAUCACAUAUCCGCAAAGGUACCAUUGAACGGUCAGGCGAAUUACAUAUAAGGCUUUGAAACACUUCCUAAAACAAUGGGGCCUGCCGAUCUGGGGCAGGUCUCCUGAGCUCUGUCGCGGACAGCACGAAGCGGCAUAAGGACGACAUUACACCUUCGGACUCUCAAACCAGACAGCUCUGUGCAGCACCAGUUGAGCCUCUAAUUAUACUCACCUAACUCGCCUGGUGGCUUUGGCCCGGCGCUGAGUCGAAGCUCUUAGCUCCGACGUACUGAAAGCAGCGGCCAGGCACAGGCAGAGGCGUCGCUGGGGCUUACCGAGCGACACAUACGGAGCACUUUCAGCUGUUCAGAACUAAACUGCCAAGCAGGAAGGGAGCUUUAGGCUAACGCCUUAGCUCUGCAGGCGACAUGGCGAGUGUAAGCAGCAGUAUAAGCAAGAAAUAUGGCCCUGAUCUGUUGGCCCUGGCCAAGCAGAUCGGGGUUGAUCCGCGCGACACCCGACUCAUGCUGCUUGUUGAGGACAUGUCUCGCCACGAGUCCAUGCCCUCGCGCUGGGUCGCCAAGUACGAGCCAGCGCAAAAGCGAUGGGCCUACACGCACACCCCCACGGGCGAGGUUACAUACUUGCAUCCCUGCAUCGACUACUACCGCGGGGCGCUCUUCAUGGACACGGGCGGCUACCGGCAGCUGCUCAAGAACAUGGAGGCUCGGCCGCCCACGGAUGACGAGAUUAGCCGUAUGAACCAGUAUUACGGCAUUCACGAAGACGAGGACAUGUACAUCCAGGAGGUUGGCCAGCUGGCCUGUGCAACCCCCCUGCCAGAAGGCUGGGUGGAGUUUGAAGACAAAGCAACGGGAAACAUUAUGUACAGGGACAAUCGUACGGCAGUGGAGUUGGACGAACAUCCAUUAGACUCGUACUUCCGUGAACUGAGAGACCGCCGACGGCGGGAGUUGGC
Messenger RNA from Astrephomene gubernaculifera, 973 nucleotides. The record is from the annotation of a GenBank genome assembly. Lineage: Eukaryota; Viridiplantae; Chlorophyta; Chlorophyceae; Chlamydomonadales; Astrephomenaceae.